AUGGAUAAAUAUGUAACCGUCGUCUCGGUGGACGAUCAGCUGCAGAUGGCUUCCGUCGUUGGCGUUGCGUCGAGUGUGAACGUUCCGGCGACGGCGACGGCGGUAGUCGCGAAUGGCAUUCCUCAAGACCCGACGAUGAACGGUGGAGUGACGAAGAAAAACAGCUCCAAUCAUGGAGAAGGUGCCGGUUCGCCAACGUCGCAUUCCGAUUCCGCAGCAGCAGCAGCAAAGUCACAGCAGGAGGAGCAGGAAGAUUCACAGUUCGUGACGGUACUGUCGAUCAACCAUGGCGGGGACGGAGGAGCAAGGGGUGGACGAGGGGAGCGACCAAACGCGCCGGAAGUGGUGCUCGUCUACCGGCUACCGGGGGAGCGGCUCGGCUUCGGGCUGAAGUUCCAGGGUGGCACGAAAAGCAACGAGAAAAUCCAGCGACUUUUCAUACAGUCGUGCGCGGAAAACAGUCCGGCGUCGCGCGUACAGGCGAGCUGGGGACAUCUGCGCGAGGGCGACGAAAUACUCGAGAUCGACGGUGUGAGCGUGACCCGAAUGACCCGCAUCGAGUGCGUCAAGUGUCUGAAGGACAGCAACGUUGCCAUCAAGCUGUUGGUUCGCAACGGCGAAGGGAAGGUACAGAACUUCUACAGCGAAAGCCACACCGUCGGUAAUGGCGGUGUGCCCGGUGAGAGUGGUAACGGUGCGGAAGGUGGCGGUGGUGGUAGCGGUGAUCUACCGGAGCGUAAAGGUGCGCCACCUCCUCCGCCACCCGUUCCACCGAGAAAGCUUCACAAACGGAAGCAAUCGACGGUGGAACAACCGAACGGUAACAGCGGUGAAUCGGGAGACACCGGUGGAGGUCCACCGAGUAAGGUGGGCACCGGGCCAGCGCCGGUUGCUGCCCAACCACCACCACCGGAGCCAUUUGUACCGCCGCCGGAUCCGGAGACCUACAGCAACCUGUUCGCGGUCGAUGACAUCAGCGAUCUGAUCUCGGAGUCGGACGAUACGGCGAGCACCAUCUCGACGGUGGUGGACAAGUUCUCGAUCUGCUCGUCGAGCCUGUCGUCGGAGGACUACACCAUACCGUCGAACGGGCCGAACGGCAUCGGACAGAGCAUCGAGCUGGCGAAGGCCCUGAAGCCUUUCACGCUGCUCGAGCAAGAGUUCAAUCUGGAGAGCAAGUUCGAGCCGACCAACCUGUUCACCUUCAAGCCACCGCCACCGUUGACGAAUGUGGUCCAGCUGGAGGUGCCGGCUGCUGUGGAAAAGCCACCGACUGCUGCUGCUGCUGCUGCUGGGGAGUACGAAAAUGUCACCAUUAUGAAGGUGGACGAAAAUCGCAACUACGAGAACGUGGCCGUGCCGUACGGCGGGCCGUACGAGAACGUCACCAUACAGACAGUGCAGCCGUACGAGAAUAUGGUGCUGCACCGGGCACCGUUCGGUGUGGGCUCGUCGGGUCGGCGUGUGUCGAGUGCGGAGGUUCUGAACGAUUCUGGUGGUGUGUAUGAAAAUGUCGAACUGAAAGCUGCAGUGCCACCACGUCCACUGCCUCGACAGGCGGCUGCCCUAGUGGAGCCAAAAAAGCGGGCUCCGAUACCGGUUCCGAUACCGAUCGUUGUACCACCGCCUCGUCUAAAGCCAACGAAGCAAGCGAACGGAGGUAGCCCACCGACAGCGGUGGCAGUUGUUGUCCCCCCAAUCCAAUCGACGACAAACCCUCCUCCGGUAGCGCCCCUUGGAGCUGAAUACAACACCAUCCAAAACUGGUUGCAGGAAGCGACGGAGGUGAUUCACGAGUGUGCACUGGUGACAAGUUCCAGUGGCGAACCUGGCGCGGAGGCAGAUAAAACAGUCCCGACAUCAAGCAACAAAGAUUCACCCCCUGGUGCCGCGGUGGUCGGAGCAGAUCUUCCACGCUUGAUCGACUUUCAUCCGAAAGUGUCCCUCUCGAUGGAAGGUCUCGAGGAGGUGGAAGCCGUCGCACCACCAGCGUCACCCACGUCGGGUGUCCGCUACGAGGGACCGCCGGCACAGCAUCACCCCGACGACACCGACGAGGGUCAAUACGAGCUACCGGAACCGGCAGCGAUCGUACGCAAGUGCAUCAAAAUCAUUUCCAGCGAGGACCACACGUACAUCGAGAGCAGCUCGAGUGACGAUGAUGAUGACGACAAAAUGUACCGGCGGGAUCGCUCGGAGGAUGAGGAUGACCGUAGCAGUGUGCUUUCGCGCGAAGCGACCACGCCGGAGCAGUUCCUUAGCGGGGACGGAUACAGCGACGAGGAUGGCGAAAAGCUUGGGCCGCCCGAGAUUGUGUCCGGCGGGCCGUCGGAGGCGUACUUUAAUUUCCCCUGGACGUCUAAUCUGCUGCCGCCGAUCGGGGAAGUGGAGGAAGAAUUUUCCUCGCUAGAGCACCAACAUAAUGGCCCGAUAGUUAUUAUCGAUACGGCCGACGAGACCGUUAUCAAUGACACAAACAACAACCAGCAGCGUGAAAGGAAAAAACCGCUCGAUGACGAAUCGCCCAAACUGCCACAUUCGGCCCUGCCGUCGAGCAAAAUAGUCACCAAAAUAUCGAACCGUGGCGAAGCGCAGAGUGCAGUGAUGGAUUUGGAAGGCGCAAGUGAACAGAAGCCAGCCAGUUCCGGGAUGGAGCGCGAUAGCAUGAUGAGCUCGCCGGGAGCGAUCCGUGAUCGUGAUGCUAGAAACGAUCGAGAUCAAACCGAUUCGAAUGGUUGCUUUACACCCGACAGUCUCGACGAAGCGUACGAUGAGCCGGACGGUGAAGCACAGGAGCCGGAAGAACCCGGUAUGCAAUCACGCACGGCUGCGAUGAUGGUGGUGGAGGCGUGUGUAAACAGUCCGCGCGACGCUGAUAACGACGAUGAGAAGAUCUCGGUGCAGACUCCAACAUCCACCUGCGAGUCCGAGAUCGUGCCGGACGAUGCAAACAGUAGCGCCGAGAACGGCGAGCAGGAACAGGAACCAAACCCGCUUCCAGUGGCGUCCGAGCGAACGAGCGUAACGAUGGAAGACGGCAACGGUAGUGCGAACGUAGAAGCGAGCGGUGGUAGUGCGUUAGUUGAUAAGGCGGCACUUUCGAGUGCACCGAAUCCGAUCGAGAUUAAGGCAGCAACGAAGGCCGUUAAGGUGGAGGAGGACGAUAGCAAUAUCGAUGCGAUUUGCGGUGACGUAGACAUCGUCGUAGGCGAUACCGUUGAGAGUGACUUCGAGGAGCUGGUCAAAGCGCAGGUCGAACCACUCGACGUCGAGGACAGUUCGGAGCAGAUACAACAGAUUCAUGAGCGAAUCAUUGGUGCUGUCGGCGGUGAGUGA
Molecule: messenger RNA, 3336 nt
Organism: Anopheles coustani
Lineage: Eukaryota; Metazoa; Arthropoda; Insecta; Diptera; Culicidae
Exons: 3
Coding region: 1-3336 (1111 amino acids)
Molecular function (GO): protein binding
Source: RefSeq, a predicted model, not a curated record